AUGUCCAAAUUAAAAAAUGACUAUCAAUAAUUUCAUAAUGAAAUCAUGAGGGUUAAAGCUCAAUAACAAGUAUUUUAACAGACAAUAGCUAAAUUUAUGACAUAAAAUGAUUAUUUAAUCAAUUAAAACUCCUUAUUAUGGCAAGUAUAUCAAAUUAUAGAGCAUAUUUAAGGAAAUUUACAAAAUUAGAGACGUUGAUGAUAAAAAGAUAGAGAACUUCUCUUAUCUAUUGACUACAUUAAUAAUUACUAUUAAUUAGUAUUCACAAAACUUUCUACUUCCAAGCCAACAGUCUUCCUCCUAUCAGACUUCAUCUUCUGAUAUCAGUAUAUCACAAUAGAAUUAUCAAAGCAAUUAUUCAGAUCAAUCUAUUAGUUUCUCACAGUAAUCAAACCAAAGUAUUAAAUAACUUAUUUAUAAUAUAGGACUAAUGUAAUAGACAGGGCUAAGAUAACCACAACUAUUAUUUCCUAGUAUUUAUUGUUAUUAAAUUUAGAUAAAUAAGAUAUAUCAUUAUUUGAUUAAGGAUUGACUAAAAAAAAUUAAGAUUCAUUUAAAUCCCUUGAAUUUGAUGCUUUUUAAAAUGGUCUAGCUUUUUAUUAAAGUAUAAAAUAUGUAAUUAAUAGAAUUAAUGGACUUAUAGUAGUAGUAAAAAUUACAAGAAAUGUAGGAAGGCCAAAGCAAGUUGUUAAUAAAAUAAAGAAAGUGA
Molecule: messenger RNA, 709 nt
Organism: Paramecium octaurelia
Lineage: Eukaryota; Ciliophora; Oligohymenophorea; Peniculida; Parameciidae
Source: the annotation of a GenBank genome assembly